ACGGUGUAUUAUCUGACGCUCUUCUGCACUUUUUAUGACAGCAAGCCGCUAUUAAAGCAUGUCUACUCCGGCGAGACGGCGGCUCAUGAGAGACUUUAAGAGACUUCAAGAAGAUCCUCCAACUGGUGUGAGUGGUGCUCCUUCAGAAAACAACAUCAUGCUGUGGAACGCUGUGAUCUUUGGGCCUGUAGGAACUCCUUUUGAAGACGGAACAUUUAAGCUGGUCAUUGAGUUUUCAGAAGAAUAUCCCAACAAGCCUCCUACGGUUCGCUUCAUCUCCAAAAUGUUUCACCCAAAUGUCUAUGCAGAUGGCAGCAUAUGUUUAGACAUUCUUCAGAAUCGCUGGAGUCCCACGUAUGACGUCUCCUCCAUUCUGACAUCCAUCCAGUCUCUAUUAGACGAGCCCAAUCCAAACAGCCCAGCCAACAGUCAAGCAGCUCAGCUCUAUCAGGAGAACAAACGUGAAUAUGAGAAGAGAGUGUCUGCCAUCGUGGAGCAGAGCUGGGUCGACUCGUAACGCAACUACACACCACAAACACUCAUAGGAUUAUUCAGUUCUUUGCCAAUGCAUUUUACAAAAAUGUGUGUGCUUAUUUAUUCCUUUUAACUGCAUGAUAAGUUAUUGCUAACAAAAUCUGAAUCAUACUGUUGUCAGAUUGAUGCAGUUGAAUGCAAAUGAUCGGCGAAGAGUGCAAUCCCUAAAUAUGUCCAUCUCAAAGUCUUCAGCAAGCCAUCAUUAAUAUAUUUGAAAACUGAUGACAUUCCUUUAAAUGCACCUGAAGAUCGACUUUGUAUCUGUAUUUGACGAUGCAUCUCGACGCUCGCGUGUUUAAUAAAACGAGGGCAUGUUCCAGCGAUGAGUUUUGAGAGAACACGCUCGGAUCACAGUGUUAAGGGGACGUUUCAGUUUAAUUUUUUCUGA
Molecule: messenger RNA, 922 nt
Organism: Sinocyclocheilus anshuiensis
Lineage: Eukaryota; Metazoa; Chordata; Actinopteri; Cypriniformes; Cyprinidae
Gene: ube2b
Product: ubiquitin-conjugating enzyme E2B (RAD6 homolog)
Exons: 6
Coding region: 59-517 (152 amino acids)
Source: RefSeq, a predicted model, not a curated record